AAAUGCAAGUGCAGUUUCGUCUUCGUUAUUAAUGCAAGAAUAUAUUAAGUGGCGAUGAGAAUGGGGAAAGAAGAAGAAAAAGUGCCGAUAACGGUAGUGCACCCCAGCUCCGUUUUUGAACCGUUUAUUGAAUGUAACGAAGAUUUCGUCAGCUAUACGGAAAGGUUUGAUUGUUAUACAGAAUAUUGCCAGAUUACAAACAAGGUAUCUUUCUUCAUUGCAAGUGUUGGUGCUAAAACUUAUCAACUGCUGAUUAAACUCGCUGCUCCGAGUAAACCUAAAGAUCUGACAUAUGAUAAAAUCAUAAAGCUGCUAACAGAUCAUUAUUGCCCAGCACCGUUGACGGACGUUUGUAUUAAUAAAUUUCGUGCAAGAAAGCAGCUUGAACACGAAUCGUUCAACGAUUUUUAUGCUGCACUCAAACAGCUUGCUAUCGGCUGUAAAUAUGCCACUGUUGCGCGCCUAAACGAAGAGUUACGAGCUCAAAUUAUUUCCGGUAUACGAGACUCUACGGUGCAAGCGCAUUAUCUCUCUGCUACUCUUACUUUGCAAGAGGUAAUUGAUAAAGCUGUUGCGAGCGAAAAUGCGAAGAAAGGUGUUGAAGAAUUGCGUAAAUCUGAAACGCCAUCUGUACCUGUACCAGUGCCAACUCUCAACAAGGUAUCCGAGUUCGAACGGAAGAAAAAACGUCCGAAAUACAAGAAACCUGCUCAAGCUGAUAAGCCUAGUGCUACGAGUGAUAAUGUUGUGUGUUAUCGUUGCGGUAUACGCGAUCAUAAAGCUCCGAAUUGCCGCCACAAGGGAGCGAAGUGUACCAAAUGCCAAAAAAUUGGUCACUUAGCUACUGUUUGUGGUAUGGGUCGUCGCGCGUUGCAUUCAGCUGCGGCAAAAUCGAUCGAUGUUGUUGAUAUGAAAAGUGGUGAAAUUGUUGAUAUUGUGUUAUCUGCUGCGGAAUCAACGAUAAAUUCAUCUGCUGAAAAUUCUCCACCACCUAAAAUUCAUGUCGACGUUCGUAUCGAAGGUGUACCUAUUCGUUUAGAAGCUGAUUGCGGAGCUACAUUCACCUUAAUUUCGAUGAGUGAAUUUAAACGAUUGGGUAUCAAGACACCAUUACGUCCGAGUCGUUAUACUUUACGCAUCUACGAUAAGAGCUUGAUUAAAAUUGCUGGUUACGUACCUGUUCGAGUCGAAUAUGAUGGGAAAGAGUAUAAACUCAUUCUACGAGUUGUGCAUGGCGAUUAUGAUAGUGUAAUUGGACGUGAUUGGAUUUUUCCUAUGCAACUCGAUAUUCGUCAACUGAAUGCAGAAACAGCACCGAUUCAUAAAAUCGAUAUUGACCUGAAUGCUGAGAUCGAUAAAUUGGUGUCAGAAUUUGCUGAUAUUUUUGGCGAUAGUCCGGGACGCUUACCUGGUGAACCAGUAUCUUUUAAACUGUGUGCUGAUGCCAAUCCUAUUUUCUGCCGUGCGCGUAGUGUUCCAUAUGCGCUGCGGGAUGCAGUAAACGAAGAAAUUGAUCGUCUGGUUCGUGAGAAAAUCUAUACGCCAACUGAAACCUCCGAGUGGGCAACACCUAUAGUUCCGGUGGUUAAAUCAAAUGGUUCUGUGCGACUUACCGGUGAUUAUAGUGUGACGUUGAACAAAUAUAUCAUACCGGAAGAAUACCAAAUUCCGAAUUCCGAAGAAAUGCUUAUGGAACUCGAGGGUAUACUGUUUGCAAAGUAUGAUAUUGUUGAAGCGUAUAUGCAUAUGGGAGUUACCGCAGAAUGCGCUAAAUUACUGGCGGUGAACACACCCAAAGGUGUCCAUCUCGUAAAUUGCCUUAAUUAUGGUAUUCAGUGCGCUCCAUCGAAAUUUCAACGAAGAUUGGAAGAAAUAAUUCGAAAAAUACCCGGUUUUAAAAACUUUUUUGAUGAUAUUCGUCAAGCAUCAAAGACACCGGAAGAGCAUUUACAACGAAUGCGUAUGUUUUUCGAAGUUUGUCGUGCAAAUAAUCUGCGAUUGAAUAAACAAAAAUGCGUGUUUGUCACUGAUAAGCUCAACUACCUUGGUUACACCAUUGAUGCGAAUGGAUUGCAUAAAACAACCGAAAAAGUUGACCUUAUUUUGAAUAUUCCACAACCAACGAAUUUGGAUGAAUUGCAGUCGUUCAUUGGUUUAGUUGGUUAUUAUUCCAAAUUUAUACCGAAUUUCAGUGAUAUCGCUCAUCCACUGAACCAGUUGCGCCGAAAAAAUGUUCCUUUUGUAUGGUCGAAUGCUUGCGAAAUGGCUUUUUGCAAAUUAAAAGAAGAAAUUGCCAGUGACCGAGUGCUGUGUCAUUACAAUCCGGCGAAAGAGCUGAUAUUAUCGACAGAUGCUUCACCAUUUGCAUUAGGUGCGGUACUAAGUCAUCAUUUUGCUGAAGGAGAAAGGCCAAUUGCUUUUGUCUCAAGAACGUUGACCGAGACAGAAUCGAGGUAUAGCCAACUGGACAAGGAGGCUUUGGCCAUUUAUUGGGGAAUGAAAAAGUUCUUUAAUUACCUGUAUGGUAGGCCUUUUACCUUGAUAACUGAUUGCAAACCGCUGCUGUCAAUAUUUGCGCCAUCAGCUGCCAAACCUGCGUUAAGUGCGAAUCGUUUGCUUCAUUACGCACUUUUCCUUCAAGGAUUCAACUACAAGGUCAUCUAUCGUCGCUCUUCUGAACACGUAAAUGCUGAUUUUGCUUCUCGCCAUCCGCAUCAGAUUGCUAAUGCAUCACAAAUUGAUGUACCUACAUGGUCUCACAUAAAUACUAUCAAUGUGUUACCUGUAAAUGCGGAAAUGAUCGCGGAAGCUACGUUGUUAGAACCCUCAUCAGCAUCUUUAAUUGCCCAGCUGAGAGGGGAAGAGCGGUGUACGUUAAAACCGAGUGAAUUAGCUCAAUAUUCUCUACAUGGUAAUUGCAUCAUGAAAAAUGACCGUGUUUAUAUACCUGCAUCGUUACGCAAGCCUGUGUUAGCUGAAUUACAUCGAGGUCACUGCGGCAUCGUUCGGUGUAAACAGUUAGCUAGGAGUUAUGUCUACUGGCCUAAAAUUGAUCGAGACAUUGAAGAAAUGGUAUCUGCGUGUCCAACCUGCGUUAAAAAGGAUCCGCCUAAAGAACCAUUUCACCCUUGGCAAAAUCCGAAUGCUCCAUGGUUGCGCAUCCAUGCGGAUAUUGGUCAAGUUGGCAAUACAUACUUGCUAGUUAUUGUUGAUGCAUCUUCGAAGUGGCCUGAGGGUUACGUAUUACACUCGACAACAUCUCAGAGAAUAAUUGCAUGCUUCGAAGAUACUUUUGCUCGAUUUGGGUUACCUGCGACCUUGGUCACCGAUAAUGGGCCUCAAUUUGCUGCCACGGAAUUUGCCGAAUUUGUUCGAAGAAAUGGUAUCAACCAUGUUUUUUCACCUCCGUACUGCCCUUACUCCAAUGGCCAAGCAGAACGAUUUAUUCAAAUUGUUAAACGAGGUAUUGCAGCUGAUCAAGUUGGUAGUAUGGAAGAACGUUUACAAAGAGUACUUUUUGCUUAUCGACGAAAUAAGUGCUCAUCUACUGGUAAAUCACCUGCUGCUGCGAUGUUCGGUCAAGAAUUGCGAACUCAUUUAGACCUGGUUAAACCUACGAAUGCUCCUGAAACAUCAACCAUUCCUGCUCGUCGUUGGUUCAACGUUAAUGAAAACGUACAACUGCGUAUGUACAAUAAUCGACAGAAAUGGACCAAUGGUGUAGUACUGCAGAAAUUAGGAGAAGUGGUUUAUUUGGUCAAAGAUGAAUCUAACCAGACCCAUAAACGUCAUAUUAAUCAACUUAGACGAGCUGCAGUUCCAAAAGCCAAUCCAAUACCUAUUUCGAUAUUUUCGGAUCCGGCAUCGAGAUCAAAUACAAAUAUUCCUGCACCGCGUACGCCUCAAUCUGCACAGCGUACGCCUCCACCAGCGCCGAUGCGUCGUUCCGAGCGAGAGCGUCGCGCGCCCUUGCGUUAUUCUCCUUAGGGGGGAAGACUGUUAUGUCGCUAUUAUCACGAUAGAUCGCACUCGUGUGUUCUGACGUGUUGUAAAUAACCACUCUUGAAGUCAACAAAGUUGUACUUCGAUAAUUAUUAUAAUAAUCAUGCUCGUGUAAAUAUAUUCGUUAUUCGUGUAAUUAAAAUGUAAAAAAUGCAAGUGCAGUUUCAUCUUCGUUAUUAAUGCAAGAAUAUAUUAUUUCGUUGUUGAACUUUGCUGUCGUUCAAUAUAUUUUUCUGUCGUGCCAUUAUAUAUUUCCCUUUGGUCAAGCCUGUCAGAUCCAUUCAAUUAUCACCGGGUUCAUUUAUACUCUUAAAAUAAGUAUUUAUACAAGUUGAAAUACAACGAAUUUCUAGCAGUGAACUUUUUGUUGCUUUUUUCCAUACGAAUGUGAAACCAGGUUCGUCAGAUGCUGUUCCUUCUCCAUCAACUAGAAGCCGUGUUGUAGUCUUCGACAUUGAUGGUACACUUUGUAAAGAUCAUCUUUUGGGGAGGGAGAAAGAAGAAGAAAUCAUUAGGAAGAGCUUUCCGGAAUGUCCAAAUUAUUGUCUGGAAUCGGCAUUAUAUGUAGUACAUAGCAACGGAUCCAUUAGCAGACACCCACAUGUAUUUUUACCUCACCUGAAAAUAUUAUUCGAUUAUUUAUUGGAGCAAGGCGUUCGAAUAGUUUUUUUUCUGCUGUUCGCAAGGAAAGAAAUGUAUCGGUCAUUCCAGAACUACUUACAUCCUUCUGGGGUAGUGAGAAAUUUGAAGCCCUAAAAGCCAAAGGACAGUUUGACAUUUUUUCUCAUGAACAUAUGCGUCGCGGAACUUCUCAUGGCG
Messenger RNA from Planococcus citri (citrus mealybug), 4821 nucleotides. RefSeq lists its product as uncharacterized. Bases 55 to 3987 code for a protein of 1310 amino acids. NCBI's taxonomy places the organism in Eukaryota, Metazoa, Arthropoda, Insecta, Hemiptera, Pseudococcidae. The transcript has a single exon. The record is from RefSeq and is a predicted model, not a curated record. Gene Ontology annotation, biological process: DNA integration. Gene Ontology annotation, molecular function: zinc ion binding; nucleic acid binding.